AUUUUUUGCUAUAGCAUCCGACUCCAACGCACCGCAUUUCCCAGAAAAGAAACCGCGCCACCUGGUCAGUAAAUUCCUCCUGGGCUUGAUCGUCUCCCUUCCCUUCUACUGCAAAAACUCUCUCAGAACUAAGAUUCCAGAACUUGAGCUUAUUUAUAAAACCGAUUUUCCUUUAGUUUAUACAUUAUUUUUCAUCUUGAGAAAGCAGAAGCUUCCGGGAGAAAUGCUCGGAGAUGGAGAAGAAACUCCUUGCAGAUAUGAAUUGCUGAACAUGGUUAAGAAGCACUCCAACUUAAUAGGACAAACUGAGGUUGAUGAGCAAGAUGCUUCGGAUGUAGAAAUGGAUCCUCGUUUUUGGCACGAUGUAAUGGAUUUGUAUUUUAUUCGUGGUAAGGAAUCAAGGGGGCGACAAGACGACGAUCUCGUAUUUUUUAUUAGAAAAGUGAAAUCUCAAGGAUAUGGGAACGAUGAUGAUAAUGGAGGCACCUCACCUUAUUUUGUUCGCAGGUGGGCAUCUAAGGUACACAAUNUGGUUGGAGAUGCUUCAGUAGAUGUUGAUUGGAGGCGCUCAUUUUAUUUGAACUUGAUUGCUCACAGUUCAUUUACUGUGACUGUGGCAAUUUGCAGUCAUCUGGUUCUUCGAAAUCAUCAAGCUGGACAUACUACAUCAUUGUCUCCUAUAUAUAAGGUUGUAAAGACUGUAUAUGCAUCUCCUAGCCGUGUCAAUUUUCAUUUGGAUUCUAAAAAGGAAGUGGAGACAACACCUGCAUAUCCAGAUAUUUGUUUUGCAGUUGAUGACUUUGACUCCACCUUUGAUGCAGUGGUCUUAACAGAGACUGACCAUUGCUAUUGUGUACUUCUCAAUGCACAUGGUGGUGCAGCUUUUCCCGGAAAGGAGAAUGCAGAAAAUUGCAAUUCUAGUAAUCUUAUGGCCUCAUGUACGGAUUCUGAUCCUCAAAGUAUGAAGGAUUCCAAGAUUACUCUUUUCUCUGGAUUUGUCAGCUACCAAAUGGUUCGAGAUGCAUAUGACGCUGGCAAGUCUAGAUUUGGCAGCCUUCUCUCUCUUGGUCAUGCUUCUGGCAAAACAGACAAAAUUUACAUGAAGGGACCUGGAGGACGUGGGGAAGUUGAAGUUGCUGUUUCUGGUGUUGCAGAUCAAAGCCUGCAGGAUUCUGGGCCCUUUUCACCCGUAGUAUCAAAGAGAGGAUUUGGGAUUGGCACCAUAGUUAGAAAAGCAGCAUCUGUAGCAACUGUUGCUGCAAAACAAGCUUAUGCAGCUGCUAGUAGCACUAGUUCUGAUGACGAGAUGAUACCUCUCAAGUGUUGCUUGAUGUCCAUUUCGUUGCCCUGGGAAUACAUCGCACACGAUCUUUUGUUCAAGGGAAGUCCGCCAGUGAACUUGUGAGCAUCAUAGGUUUCCGUCACUGAGAUAUAAACUGAAGUGGAACUCACCUUUGGAAGGCUCCAAAGUUUCAGGGAGGUACUCCUUGUACGCACACAACAUGAAAGAACUAUUUGUAAAAUUUGAUUGUAUUUGGAUUAUUGUUGUUAUUUGCAUAGUUUUGUGUCGGGUAAUAGAGAGGAAUCUUGCUGAAGAGAUCUUGUGGAAUUUAACUGUGUAGCAAGCGCUUGAUUCAAUUCAUAAUCACCUACUUAGCAGCAGGCGCAAUUUCUUUUCUUUCUUUUUUUUUUUUAGUCAAAGACAAUAGGAGGUUAGAGAUUUCAAUUCCUGAUGGGUAAUUUAAACGAAGUUCAAGCUAUCUUUCA
Messenger RNA from Cucurbita pepo subsp. pepo (vegetable marrow), 1767 nucleotides. NCBI's taxonomy places the organism in Eukaryota, Viridiplantae, Streptophyta, Magnoliopsida, Cucurbitales, Cucurbitaceae. The record is from RefSeq and is a predicted model, not a curated record.